AUGCCCUUCUUCCACCGCGAUGACCUCAACCUCUACCAAAACCUGGAGUCCCCGAGCUUCUUUUGGCGCGGUGCCUCGUACCAGACGAUCCUCACCGUCGCCACCUUGUCACGUCUGUUCCUGUAUGCGCUCAACAAAACCGAAGUCCAUGGCCUCCCUCGUUUCCUCGACCUGUUAAAGUCGCGUUCCGACUACAAGACGCGUCGCCGCGGUCUGCUGACCGUCUCGAAUCACAUCUCCGUCCUCGACGAGCCCUUGAUAUGGGGCGUGCUCCCAGUCUCCUUCGCCGCUUUCCACGGCUACAUGAACCACCGCUGGAGCUUGGGUAGUCACGACAUCUGCUUCACAAAUGCGCUUACUUCGCACUUCUUCACGUUGGGACAAGUUCUGCCCAUCCACCGCGGCGCACACUCCCCUUUCGGUGGACCGUACCAGGCGACGAUGACCGAAGCCGUCCGCCUGCUCUCCAAGAUCUCGGCACAAAAGCAGUCGCUCAGCCCUCUGAGCAACCCACGCUUUCACAAGGAUUGGAAACCUCCUCAGUGGCCCUGGGACUGCGUGGACCCGUUCUCCGAGAUCUCUCCUCCGCCCUGCUAUCCGUCCCAACCCUCCGAUGUGAGGUGGUACCUCGCCCCUUCGCGUUACGCGAGCAAUUCUUAUAGCUGGGUACAUAUUUUUCCCGAGGGGAUGAUCCACCAAGCCACGGACAAGACGAUGCGUUACUUCAAGUGGGGAGUGGCACGACUAAUCCUCGAGCCGCCCGAAUGUCCCGACGUGGUGCCCAUGUUCAUCGAGGGGACGGACCAGGUCAUGCAUGAGAGUCGGGCGUUUCCGCGCUUCAUCCCCCGGAUCGGGAAGAGAAUCUCUCUCACGAUUGGGCGGGAGCUGGACGUCGAAGCCGUCUUUGGCGACUUGCGCAAGCGCUGGAGAGAUCUGGCCGACCGACACGCCCGUGAAGCCGGACUGCCGGGAUGGGACGAGAUGAUAUUGGGCCUGGUCCCCGAGAACCUGGCCAACCAUCCCGAGGCAAUGGAGCUAAGGAUAGAGUGUACAAAACGGGUCCGCGAGGCGGUCCUGGAAGUCCGACGAUCCAGGGGUUUGCCGGACGAGGAUCCCAAGAAUGGGGUGGUCGAGACCUGGGCGAGAGAAGGGCCGAAGCGCGAAGGUUUGAUGGAUGACGGCACUUGGGUCAAGGAUACCUAG
This is a messenger RNA of Fonsecaea erecta, 1203 nucleotides long. RefSeq lists its product as hypothetical. Gene Ontology annotation, molecular function: 1-acylglycerophosphocholine O-acyltransferase activity. Lineage: Eukaryota; Fungi; Ascomycota; Eurotiomycetes; Chaetothyriales; Herpotrichiellaceae. The coding region runs from base 1 to 1203 and encodes 400 amino acids. The record is from RefSeq and is a predicted model, not a curated record. The transcript has a single exon. Gene Ontology annotation, biological process: inner mitochondrial membrane organization; cardiolipin acyl-chain remodeling. Gene Ontology annotation, cellular component: mitochondrial membrane.